UUUAACAAGAAAACUCCCCAAUGAAAGUAUUUCAGUUUGGUCACAAAAAUCAUCACGCGAAACAGCCGUCCCAUCUCCCCUCUUCCCCAAAUCGCAACAAGUAACCGCCUCCAACACCAAAUCUCAUCGAUCCAUCCUUCCUUCCCUCACCAAACUUAUUUCUCCCUCCUCCAUGACCAAAAUCCCCAAAAUCCCACCCCCAUUAUUCCUCCCGCCGUCGCCGGAGGAGAUAAUCACGGCUUAACAAUAUCAACAACAAAAAAUCAUGAUCAGAAAACUCGACGACGCCACCGCAGGGCCACCACCGCCGUCCACCGCCAGUCCUCCUCCUCCCGCCAAAUUCCGCUCCGCCACGAAGAACCUAUUCCUCCUGGUCCUCCCGCUGAUCCUCUUCUGCCUGUUCUUCUUCCUCACCUCCUCCGCCUUCGUCGAUCCUUUCUCCGCCGCGUUCGCCCCGCUCGCCUCCUACUUCAUCAACCUCUCCUCCUCCCCCUCCUCCGCCGCCGACCGCGGGGCUCGAUAUUCCGACGCGGCGAGGGAGGCGCGGCUGAACCGGUCGAGGAUCGCGGUGUGCCUGGUCGGCGGAGCGCGGCGGUUCGAGCUCACCGGACCGUCGAUCGUGAGACACGUCCUGCUCCGGUAUCCGAACGCCGAUCUCUUCCUCCACAGCCCCCUCGACGAGAACGCGUUCAAGCUCUCGCUCCUCAAAUCCGCGCCGAGGAUCGCCGCCGUCAGGAUUUUCAAGCCGAGUUACAUCCCCGAGACCGAGUCGUACCUCCGAGUUCUCACCGCCUCCAACUCGCCUAACGGCAUCCAGGGCUUGCUCCAGUACUUCAACCUCGUCGAAGGCUGCCUCCAAAUGAUAAGCAACCACCAGACCCGCCACAACUUCACCUACGACUGGAUAGUCCGAACCCGAGUCGACUCCUUCUGGUCCGCCCCGCUCCCGCCCUCCUCCUUCCCCCUCAACUCCCGCUACUUAGUCCCCGAGGGCUCCUCCUACGGCGGCCUCAACGACCGCCUCGGCAUCGGCGACUACAAAACCUCUGCCGCCGCCCUCUCCCGCCUCUCCCUCCUCCCCUUGCUCUCACACCUCAACUACACUCGCCUCAACUCCGAGUCCGCCUUCCGGGCCCAGCUCGACGCCCGCCGCGUGCGCUACGCGGCGGGCCGGGUCCCCUUCUGCAUCGUGUCGGACAGGAGGUACGAGUUCCCGCCGGAGGGGCCCGGGGUUCCCGUGGCGGCUCUGGACAGCCCGGGCCCGCUGAGCGGGGCCAAGUGCAGGCCGUGCUCGGCGGCCUGCGAGGGGGAGUGCUUGGAGGAGUGGAUGCCGACGCUGUACAGGCGGUGGAGCUGGACGGAGUGGCGGAACGGGACGCUGAAGCUGUGCGACGCGCAGGGGGAGUGGGAGAAAGGGUGGGAGAGGCUGUUCGAUGACGUGGCCGGGAGGGAGGGUAAGACGGAGAGGGUGCGGGUCGGUGGGUUGCCGGAUGGGGAGUGUGUGGCGGAUUUUGGGGCGAUGAGGAGGAAGGCGGUGGUUUGGGCGUCGCCGCCGGUGGAGGAGAUUUGUAGGAUGGGGAAGCGUACUACUACUACUACUGUUUAGAGAGUUUUAGGAGGGCGGGAGAGAGUG
Molecule: messenger RNA, 1633 nt
Organism: Linum tenue
Lineage: Eukaryota; Viridiplantae; Streptophyta; Magnoliopsida; Malpighiales; Linaceae
Source: the annotation of a GenBank genome assembly